Camellia sinensis is the source of this 363-nucleotide messenger RNA. NCBI's taxonomy places the organism in Eukaryota, Viridiplantae, Streptophyta, Magnoliopsida, Ericales, Theaceae. The record is from RefSeq and is a predicted model, not a curated record.
AUGGAUUUGUUGGUGCAACAAUCUGGGUCUUUCGCGAACGUGGGCUUUAUUCACAAGGAUUUGCACAAUUAUAUUCAAGCCGAGCGCAAAGUAGAAAUGAAGGAUGGUGAUGCGGAGUGUGCUUUGGCUUACUUACGUGCAAAAGCUGAUGCUGAUCCUUACUUCUUUUACAAGUAUGACAAGGAUCAAGAGAAUCGGCUUGACAAAUUGUUUUGGGCAGAUUCAAGGUCUCGCCUAGACUAUGCUGCAUUUGGUGACGUGUUGGUCUUCGAUACAACUUAUAAAACAAAUGCAUAUAACAAACCUUUUGUUAUUUUCGCCGGGGUCAAUAACCAUUUUGAAACCACCAUAAAGCUUGCUUGA